Dryobates pubescens (Downy woodpecker) is the source of this 2505-nucleotide messenger RNA. It is a transcript of the gene ENTPD2, whose product is annotated as ectonucleoside triphosphate diphosphohydrolase 2. NCBI's taxonomy places the organism in Eukaryota, Metazoa, Chordata, Aves, Piciformes, Picidae. The transcript has 9 exons. Gene Ontology annotation, cellular component: plasma membrane. Gene Ontology annotation, biological process: nucleoside diphosphate catabolic process. Gene Ontology annotation, molecular function: GDP phosphatase activity; UDP phosphatase activity. The coding region runs from base 61 to 1551 and encodes 496 amino acids. The record is from RefSeq and is a predicted model, not a curated record.
GCGGCAGGAGCCGCCGCAACCGACGCGGAGCCUCUCACCUGCCCCCGCUCCGGCCCCGCCAUGGCCCGUCGGGUCGCCGCCGUUCUCCUGCUCCUCGCCCUUGGCUGCCUCUUGGGUAUCCUUCUGCUCUGCUUCGGCUCCGGGGACACGCGAGGUCCGCCGGGCUUCAAGUAUGGCAUCGUGCUGGACGCCGGCUCCUCCCACACUGCCAUGUUCGUCUACAAGUGGCCUGCGGACAAGGAGAAUGACACCGGCGUGGUCAGCGAGCACAGCAUGUGUGACGUGCAGGGUCCCGGAAUCUCCAGCUACAGCUCCAACCCUCGGGCUGCCGGGACGAGCUUGGUGCACUGCCUGACCCAGGCCCUGCGGGAUGUGCCCGAGGAGAAGCACACAGGGACUCCGCUCUACCUGGGCGCCACAGCUGGCAUGCGCCUGCUCAACAUCGCGAACCCGCAAGCUUCAGAUGCCGUUCUCAGCGCUGUGGCAGCCACACUGAAGUCCUACCCCUUCGAUUUCCGGGGGGCAAAGAUCCUGUCAGGGGAAGAGGAAGGGGUCUUCGGCUGGGUCACUGCAAACUACCUCCUGGAGAACUUCAUCAAGCGUGGGUGGCUUGGGGAAUGGAUCCAGCCCCAGAAGAAGACCUUGGGGGCCAUGGACUUCGGAGGUGCUUCCACACAGAUCACCUUUGAAACCAGGGACACCAUUGAAGACCCCAGAAACGAGGUGAUGCUGAAGCUGUAUGGCCAGGAAUACAAAGUGUACACCCACAGCUUCCUCUGCUACGGAAGGGACCAGGUCCUCAAGAGGCUGCUUUCAAAGCUUUUCCAGGCUGAGGGCUACCGAGCAACCAUCUCCCAUCCCUGCUGGCCCACAGGCUACCACAAGAGCCUGUGGCUGAGCAGUGUCUACGACAGCCCCUGCACAGAAAAGGAGAGGCCGAGCCUUGCCCUCAACACCACUGUCACAGUGGCUGGCACUGGGAACAGCAGCCUCUGUGCUCUGCACCUCAGCAAGCUCUUUAACUUCACCACCUGUUCCUUCUCUCACUGCUCCUUUGAUGACACUUUCCAGCCAGAGGUUUCAGGCAAAUUCAUUGCCUUCUCUGCCUUCUUCUACACAGUGGACUUCAUUCAGACAGUGAUGGGGAAACCUGUGCACAUGCCUAGUGACCUGAAGGAUGCGGCUGAGACCAUCUGUGCCACCAGCUGGAGUGAGCUGCUGCAGAAAGCUCCCAAGCUGGAGAAGAGGCUGCCUGAUUACUGCGCCGUCAGCACCUUCGUUUACUUGCUCACCACAAAGGGCUACAACUUCAACAACCAUUCCUUCCCCAACAUUGCCUUCCAGAAGAAGGCAGGAGAAACCUCCAUCGGCUGGGCCCUGGGCUACAUGCUGAACCUCACCAACAUGAUCCCAGCAGAGAAGCCCUCCUCCCACAAAAGCAUGCUGUACAACUACUGGGUCCUCCUCAUCCUGCUCUUUGUGCUCAGCACGCUGACAUCUCUGGUGACUGCUGUCUGCCUGCUCCAGCGCAGCAAGUCCCUCGCAAUCUGACAGCAGGGCACAGCACCAGGGCACAGGCUGGGCCUCUCCUGCAGGGCACAGCACCAGGGCACAGGCUGGGCCUCUCCUGCAGGGCACAGCACCAGGGCACAGGCUGGGCCUCUCCUGCAGGGCACAGCACCAGGGCACAGGCUGGGCCUCUCCUGCAGGGCACAGCACCACCCUUCCUCAGGAGUCACCACAGCCUCAACAUGUGGGACACAGCAGUGCUUGGAGAUGUCCUCCUCCAACACCUGACACUGCCUGUCCCAGAAGGAAAGUUAUCCCUUUUUGCCCUCCCCUGGCUUUCAAGCUGCUGAAAGGGAGGGACAGAAGAGGAACACUGACUGAGGGCUGCCCAGUGCUACUCAGGGAUGGACCCUGGAGCAGGCUUGGGAUUUGGCUGUUCAGCCCUGGGCUGGCCCAGUGAGCCCAGACAACAGCAGGAUUUACUCUCAUGUGCAUGGGGUGGGUGGGGAGCAUCACUGCUGAGCUAGUCCUUAGAGUUGGCCUCACUGGCCUGUCCCUGGAGCAUCAGCCCUGCCUGCUAGGGAAGCUCCAGAUACCACCCAGAGUUCCUGCUGCCUUUCUGGUGAAUGCACAAACCCCACUGACCUUCCUGAGGGCCAGAUCAUGGCCUAGACUUCCACUGGCCUCAGCACAGGAGCUCUGAGUAAGGGCUUAGCACCCAGAUGUGGGGAGCAAGCAGCCUCCUAGGUCCUGCUUCAGCAACCAGAUAUGGGACCUGUUGCCAUGGUUCCUAAGCUACAUUUGCCUUUGCCACAGCCAGAGCCUCCUCCAUCUUCCCAGCAAUGGCACAAGAAGCCUCUAGCUCCCUGGUGCAUGUUCAUGCCAGGGCACUGCAGCAGUGAGGCUUGAUUUGAGCCCUGCAUCACCCCACAGCUGCCAGAUGGAUAACCAGCCUCCUGCUCCACCUGAGGAGGGACAUGGACAGGCAAACAUGCA